AUGGGUUCAUGCACCUCAUGCUGUCGCAGAGAAGGCACAAAUAAGCGAAUUUCACAAACCAAGGAAGAUACCACGCAAGUUGAGGAUGAAAAAGUUUCGGUUGAAAAAGUUGCUGAGGAGCAGGCCGCCGUAUCGGACGAAAAACCUAGACAGAAACCGUCGGCAGAAAAGAAUAUCUCAGUCUCGAAAGAGUGGCCGACCAAAUCAGAAGAAGGGAAGAAAUUGAGUAAAGAAUCUGAUCGGAGGCCGCCAUCAAUAGAAAAAGCCCCCAGUAGUAAUGAGCAGUUGUCGAAACAAUCUGCCAUGGAGAACAAAAAUGCGGUUGAUGGGGAUCAAAAGAUUGGAAAAGAUGGAAAAAUCAAAUCUCGUGAAAAGGGGGAUGCAAAGAAACAAGAUGAUAAUUCAGAAUCCGAUGUUGUUGAUUACUGGCUGACGGCCGCGGAAAGGAAGAAGGCGAAAUCAAAAGAACUCCCUGUAGACAAGACCACUGAUCUUGUGCUAUCCGUCGUUCAACCACCUCAGGUCGAUUAUGCAGCCUUACCGCCACACAUCCAAGCCAGCUUGCAUAAGAAGGAAGUCUCUUCGAGUAAACCGCCGCAGGCCGCUCCUGUUUGGAUAAGAAAAGAGUCUUCCGAUACAAUCAGGCAGCCGGAAUCGUAUGGUGUUGCAGAUCGACCGAUUCAAAGUGCACCCAGCGCAAGAAAACCGUACACUUCAUGGACAGGAAAAGAAACUUCUGAUAAAAUCAGGGAGCCAGAAGCGUACGGCGUUGCAGAUCGACCAACUCAAACCGGGCCAAGCGUAAGAAAACCAUUUGCUCCGCAAGCUUACGGCGUAGCUGACCGUCCAGUACAACAAAAUUCGGUGGUGAACAGACCCGAGCAUGUGCCGGAAGCAUAUGGGGUCGCCGAUAGACCCGUUUUAGCGAAGCCGCAAGCACAACCACCGAGAGCACAAGGAGUCGUUGAUCGUCCAAGUGUUGUAGGAAAGUAUGCUGUUUCACGGCAGAAACCAAUGGCUGGCUAUUAUCAAACGUCAGCCAGUGAGGCAGCGAACGUUCCCAGUGCACAGCUAAAGCCAGAAAACCUUCAGUAA
Ostertagia ostertagi is the source of this 1095-nucleotide messenger RNA. The record is from the annotation of a GenBank genome assembly. Lineage: Eukaryota; Metazoa; Nematoda; Chromadorea; Rhabditida; Trichostrongylidae.